AUGGCAGCAGGAAAGCGUUCUGACUGCAAGACUUCAGUAGGAGGCACACAGCUCAGCGAGUUUUCAGAUCAAGUAGAGUCACAGGUGGCACUAGUAGAGACGCCGCAAACAGUAGCUCAGCCUCCUGUUCGAGAAACAGUGAUGCUGCCGCUUCGAAGCCCCCAAGACUAUUCCACUCGUUUCUUUGUUGACGACUUUUCUAUUUACUUUACAGUUGUAAUUAGGCCGUCGACGUUUUCUUUCGAGUUGCUGCUCAGGUCGAUAGUACAGCUACAGGCUAGAGGUCUCCUGUUUGGUAUUGAGGCUCGACACACCGUUCCGGAGAGCAGUGGCCUACAGGUCUUAGCGGAAGUAGACUAAGGCUGUUUUACUUGUCCAUAUUAUUGUUGCGAGAUAGUCUUUCUCAAGCUCGAGCUCAGCUCUGAUUACAAAAGAUGGAGAGUAGCGCACCAAAGGUUCCCCGUCCUCUGACGUUUUUGCAGACGGCUAGAGUUCGGGUCGCCGCGUAAAGGUCUGGGCUAAAGAGAGCUAUCGAGCAAGUCGAACUUAUCCGUAAAGAUGUGGCAGAGGGGUGGCAAGAGCAGAAAGAGAAAGGAUGGGUCUCUUCUCAUGCUAUUGUCGCCGUUGCCUCGUCAGAAGUAGAAAGGAUGAUAACGUACUUCGUCGACAGGUUUCUAGUUUGGUCGCCUCUAGCAGAAGUUUGUGGGGGACAGGACUCUCGUAACAGGGUCCCCCGUGUUGUUUUAAAGACGUUAAAGUGAAGACAAACUACAUGUGCGAUUCAUGUCACGUUGGGAAUCCGAGUUGGGGAGGACCGGAUGGCCCAUCACUACACAUCAACACGCAUUGAAUGGGAUUUUUGCGGGCUACAGACCGAUUGCUGAGAUGGUAUUGAGUGACUUGAGAGCAAGUGUUUAUCCUUGGCAACAGUCCAUCGAGGUAGCAAGACAAAGGAACAGGAGGCAGAGCUGGAUAGAGCGAACUGCGCCGCUUUUGAGGUGUAAUAUAAUGAGGCACUCCGUGACGCUGCGCUCUGUUU
Molecule: messenger RNA, 1039 nt
Organism: Amoebophrya sp. A25
Lineage: Eukaryota; Dinophyceae; Syndiniales; Amoebophryaceae
Source: the annotation of a GenBank genome assembly